Molecule: messenger RNA, 9597 nt
Organism: Aureococcus anophagefferens
Lineage: Eukaryota; Pelagophyceae; Pelagomonadales; Pelagomonadaceae
Exons: 13
Coding region: 1-9597 (3198 amino acids)
Cellular component (GO): membrane
Source: RefSeq, a predicted model, not a curated record
AUGCUCCACACCGCGACGCCGCAGUACGAGGAGGACACUUUGCAGUACGCGGAGAUGCUCGAGAACGGCAACGGCGCUCUCGUCGAGCUGCUGAAGAGCAACGAGGCCGUCGAGGACUACUUCUACCCGGCGCGGUCCUACUUCAACCGGGACCAGUACAUGUUCGAGGUGCCGCACGCGAUGAAGUACGCCAUCGGGCUCAUCGCGGACACCGGCGUCGCCUCGUCCGGAGCCCGCGAACCUCUGACCUACGCGCGCUCGCAGGUCGACCCGUGCGUGGGCAACCCGUACGACUGCUGCAUGAACUGGUACGGAUCGCCGGCCUACGCCAGGGUGCGGCGCGAUCUCGUCGACUACGGAUAUCGGGACCCGCAGAGCGCGUUUUCGCACAUGCUUCUGGCGCUUCCCGGGGAGAUCCUCGCGAACGUGGACCUCGUCGACGCGGAGGGCGCGGAGAUCGACGCGAGCGAGCGGCGGCGCGCCGACGACGAGACCUUCCUCGCGGAGGAGUGCGAGAGCGCGCCGGAGGACGGCGAGGUCAUGUUUCGGCUCGAGUCCAACGGCGAGCUCGUGCGCACGAACGAAUUCAGCCACUGCCAGGGCACGCGGCUCGGCAUGCGGCCGUUCCCGAUCCAGCCCUACUGCAGCGACAACAACGCGACGGUCAACGCGUCGGCGAGCUGCUUCGACGUCGACGGCACGGAGCGGCCCAACUGCGUCCAGGUCGCCUUCACGCAGACGGCGAUGAUCAUCAACUGCGGCGAGCCCGGCAGCCCGAACAACGAGGACUUUAGCCAGCACCCGCACUGCGGCACGCUCCACCGCGAGAACGGGUCGCCCUACAACCCGGACGAGAGCUUCGUCAUCAACGAGAAGCGCAUCGACACGGCCCUGACGACGGGCUACACGACGACGACCAUCGACCUCGCCUACGGCAUCCAGGUCGUCGACCGCAUCGCCUGCAACUACGAGGAGUCGACGAUGCGCGCGCGGACCGGCGCGUCUUUCUUCGAUCGGUCGCGUCGAUCGGUCGGCUCCAUGGUCUACAUCAAGGAGUCGAGCCCCGAGUGCUGCUGCCCGCCGGGCUACAACAACGAGCUCAAGACGGGCACGUUCUUCUGCCCGAAGAACAUGCUCGAGGACACCGCGGGCCCCUACAGCAACCGGCUGUCGACGCUGAACCACUACCUCGCCAAGGACGAGGCCGCGGCCGAGUACCCCUACUGCCCGACGCUCGAGGAGGACCAGGACACGCUCCAGUGCUCCAACUUCACGGACGCCUGGGGCGGCCGGCGCUACUACAACACGGAGUGCCCGAAGAUCGGCGGCAACAACGAGACGGGCUACUACGACAGCCCCUACCUCGUCGGCAAGACCUACGGCGGCAAGUGCUUCUACUGGCCCGGCUGCUCGGCCCACCCCCACCGGACCGGCUCCUACGGCGAGGGCGGCACCGUCGCGGGCGACCUCGCGUACGAGAACGACGGCUGCGCGCACCGCUGCGAGGUCAACGACAUCGCCAACUGCCCGACGAACGACAUGGACACGCACUUCUCCUUCCAGGGCCUCCUCGGGAAGAUCACGUGCAUGCCCACGGACAAGGAGGACUGCGUCAACAUGGCCCUGGACCAGUACGACGAGGACAGCAUCUACUACCUCGUCACGUUCAACGACAACCGCACGAACUACGCGUUCCGCUCCACGGACCUCGAGCUCCACCAGCCCCGCCACAACUACCAGCUCUGGUGGGUCCAGCGCACGCGCUACAACUUCAUCGUCCAGAAGAAGAAGGCCAUCCGCGACGGCUCGACCUGCGGUACGGUCGUCACCUACACGUCGGGCUGGUAUAACGUCUGCGACGACGGCUGGGACAUCGUCGACGCCCACGUCUUUUGCCGCGACGCCUACGGCGGCGUGGGCUACGCCAGCCCCUCCGGGUCCUGGAACUGGUACGCGAACGAUACGACGGUGCAGCUCACCGAUGGCGCUUACGGCGUGGGCUACGACGACCUCGCGUGCUCGGGGAGCGAGGCGUACCUCUACCAGUGCAAGGGCACGACGGCGCACGACUGCGGGUCCUCGGAUUACGCGGGCGCCUGCUGCACCUCGGGGACGAUCCAGCUCCUCGACGGCCCGGACGCCUACUCGGGCACGAUCUACGUGCUCAACCCGCAUACGAACACCUGGGGCAACGUUUGCGACGACGCGUGGGACCUCGCCGACGCGGACGUCGUCUGCCGGCAGGUCUUCGGGACGGACUACCAGGCCUACAUGGCGACGGCGAACAACUACUUCGGGUCCGCGGCCAACGACGGCAACUUCGUCUACGACGACGUGGGCUGCUACGGCUAUGAGAACUACCUCGCGGCGUGCACGUACACGCACACGCACAACUGCGGCAACGGCGAGCAGGCGGGCGUCAUCUGCGUCACGCCGACGCCCAACCCGACGCCACUGCCGACGCCCCGGCCCUCGACGGCCGCGCCGUCGCCGGCCCCCUACGGACCGUCGCCCCUGCCGUCCGCGGCGCCGUCGGCGUCUCCGGUCGCCCACACGGGCCAGUACGGCUUCAUCCAGAGCGGGAGCACCUGCGGCACGGUCGUCACCUACACGACGGGCUGGUACAACGUCUGCGACGACGACUGGGACAUCGUCGACGCCCACGUCUUUUGCCGCGACGCCUACGGCGGCUGGUCCUGGAACUGGUACGCGUACGAGGCGACGGUGCAGCUCACCGAUGGCGCUUACGGCGUGGGCUACGACGACCUCGCGUGCACGGGCAGCGAGGCGUACCUCUACCAGUGCGCCGGCACGACGGCGCACGACUGCGGGUCCUCGGAUUACGCGGGCGCCUGCUGCACCUCGGGGACGAUCCAGCUCCUCGACGGCCCGGACGCCUACUCGGGCACGAUCUACGCGCUCAACCCGGCGACGAACACCUGGGGCAACGUUUGCGACGAAGGGUGGGACCUCUCCGACGCGGACGUCGUCUGCCGGCAGGUUUUUGGGCCGUACUACCAGGCCUACAUGGCGACGACGAACAACUACUUCGGGUCCGCGGACAACGACGGCAACUUCGUCUACGACGACGUGGGCUGCUACGGCUCCGAGAACUACCUCGCGGCGUGCACCAGUGUCGUUCACGCCCGCGCCGACGGCCGCGCCGUCGAGCAGGCCCAGCGCGACGCCGUCGGCUCUGCCGAGCGCGGCGCCGUCCUCAUCCCCGAGCUCGACGCCGUCCGCCGCGCCAUCUGCCUCGCCGAGCGCGGCGCCGUCCUCGUCCCCGAGCUCGGCGCCGUCAUCCUCGCCGUCCUCGGCGCCGUGUCGUACACGGCCGCGCCGACGGCGGCGCCGACGACGGCGGCGCCGACGACGGCCGCGCCGACGACGGCCGCGCCGACGACGGCCGCGCCGACGACGGUCCCCGCGGAGCCGCGCCUCGCGCGCGCGGACUUUUCGACGACGGGCGCGGAGCUCGUCGCCGCCUUCGACGGCCCCACGGACAAGGCGUCGGCGACGACGGGCGCCCGCUUCCCCUGCGCCGAGGUCCUCGACUUCGACGGCGCGGACCGCGCGACGUGCUACUGGAUCGACGCGAGGUCCGUCAACGCGGACGUCGCGAGCGCCGCCGUCGUCCCCGGCGGCAACGUGACCCUCGCGGCCGGCGCCGUGCGGCGCGCCUGCGAUGCCGGCGCCGAGCGCUGCGACUGCGACCGCCCCGCGAACGCGUCGUCCGCGCCCGCCGCGCCGCCGGACCCGCCGCUCGUGCCCGUCGCGCUCCUCGACGGGCCGACGACGGCCGCGGUCUGCGAGGGCGUCGUUGUCGGAUCGUCCCAGUCGACGGGCAGCGGCGGCCGACCGUUCGCCUACGCGUGGAACGCGACGCUCGUGCUGCGAGACGACUGGGUCCCGUCGGCGAACACGACGAACGCGACGCUCGCCGCGCGCGCCGCGGUCGCCGCGGUGCUCGCCGCCGCGAACGCGGGCGCCGGGUCGCCGACGCUCGCGGCGUCGUCGGACGACCUCAUCGCCAUGGCCGCGGGCGGCGCCGCGGGCCUCGAGGUGUCCCUCGUCCUCUCCAACUUCCUCGGCGGCGCGAGCGCGCCGUCGGACCCGUUCCCCGUCGCGAUCCGCACGGACACGCCGCCGAACCUCGAGAUCGUCGGCGGCGUCGUCCAGUCGACGACGCGGCCCAAGGCGCUCAGCGUCCGCGCGAACGCGCUCGCGACGUCGUGCGACGGCCGGCCCAUGGCCGACCGCGCAGUGACCAUCGCGUGGGCGCUGAGCCGCGUCGCCGCGGACGGGCACCUCGAGGCGACGGGCCUCGCGUCGACGUCCCGGGACCCGCGCUACUUCAAGCUCCCGCCCUACAGCCUCGACGCGGCGUCGGCCUACGCGCUCGCGGUGACGGCGGAGGACGCGGCCGCGGGCACGAACGUGACGUCGACGGUGGACCUGGCCGUGGGCCGCGCGGCUGUCGUCGCCAUCGUCCUCGGCGGCGACCGCGUGCUCCCCCUCGCGGGGGCCGUCGAGCUCGACGCGUCCGAGUCCUACGACGAGGACGUCGACGGCGCGUACGGCGCCGACGCGGGCCUCGCCUUCGCCUGGAGCUGCGACGACCCGGCCUGCGACGCGCUCGUGCGCGGCGCCGCGGACGGCGCGUCCGUGGUCCUCGACGGCGUGGACCUCGGCGAGGGCACUUGGGUCUUCGCCGUCAACGUCACGUCCCCCGACGGCCGGUCCGCGGCGGCGGCCGUGGUCUACGAGCUCGUCGACGACGACCCGCCGGCCGUCGAGGUCGACGCCUGGACGUCGUCCGUCGGCACGCGCGCGCCGCUGAGCCUGCGCGUCGCGCCGACGUCCCUCGCCGGCGACGCGCUCGCGAACCUGACGACGGGCCUCCUCGACGAUGCCUUUGCGCUCGGGUCCUCCGAGGGCAUCUGCCAGACCGUCGUAGCCGCGUCGACGGCGGACGGCGACGCCGCGCUCACGGCGACGAUGAUCGACGCCGUCGGCGCCGUCGCGCGGGGCCUCGACGCGGACGCGUCGCUCGUCGAGCAGACGAGCUCCGCGCUCCUGUCCGUCGCGUCCAACGGCAGCGGCCUCGCCGCGGCCGCGGCGUCGUCCGCGCUCGACUCCUGCGAGGGCCUCGCGGCCGCGUCGGGCGGCGACACGGGCAUCACGGCCGUCGCGGCCGCGGGCCUCGGCGACACGCUGUCGAGCCUCCUCGACAGCCCCCUCUUCGCGGCGGGCAACGGGUCGUCGAACGCGUCCGCGGGCGCGUCGCUCGGGUCCUCGGUCGACGGCAUCCUCGCCGCGCAGCUCGCCGGCGCCGUCGCGGGCGAGUACGCGAUGACGCUGUCGUCGCCGAACCUCAAGAGCUCGGCGCAGCGCCUGAGCCCCAACGCGACGACGCCCGGCGAGGUCCGCGCGCUGUCGCUCGACGGCGCGGCGAGCGCCGCGGAGCUCCCGCCGAGCCUCGCGGGCGGCGACGCCUACGACGCGUCCUUUGCCGAGUACGCGACGGAUCCCUACGCGGGCGAGGACGGCGGCGGCGGCGCGGCGCUGACGGCGCGCGUCGCGCGCUUUGGCCUCGCGCCGUCGUCCGCCGAGCCCGCGUCGCGGCGGCGCCGCGCGCGCCGCGAGCGGCGCCUCGAGGACGCCGGCGGCGCGGGCGGCAGCGGCGCGGGCCUCGCGUCCGUGGCGCUGACCAUCGGCGGCGGCGUCGCGCGGAACGCGUCGCGGCCCCCGGGCGCGAACCUCACGUGCGCGUGCGGCUACGAGGGCAACGUGAGCUUCGCGUGCCCGGACAACGCGACGGUCGUCGAGGCGGCCUGCGACGGGCUGCCGAACGUCAUCGAGGUUGUCUGCCCGGGCGUGGAGACGGCGUGCGCGGCCUGGAACGCGACGGCGGCCGCGUGGCGCUCGUCCUGCGAGGCCGUCGGCGGCGCCGACGGCGCGACGACGUGCGCGUGCGACGUCGACGCGUCCGGCGCCGCGGCGCCGACCGACUUCUCGACGGAGGACGAGGCCACGGACGCGGGGUCCGUCUACUUCAAGAACCUGACGGAGCCGCCGGACCUCAGCCGCGCGCUCAUCAUGAUCUACGCGCUGCUCGCGCUGCUCGGCGCCUGCGUCGCCGCCCACGCGUACGGCCGGCGCCUGGACGCGCGCGAUGCCGCGGCCGCGCGCGCGGCGUCGGCGGUCGCCGCGGCGUCGGACGCCGACGACGACCCCUACGAGGUCAACGACGACCACGACGUGCUGACGGCCGGCUGGAAGCAGAACUUCCUCACGGGGAUGGACCUCGGGCACCCGUUCUACGGGUGGUACACGCUCUACUCGGCGUCCGUCCCCCGGCCGUUCCGGGCGUGGUGCUGCGGCUUCGAGAUCCUCGUGUUCAUGUACGCGCUCGCGUUCGAGACAAACCUGCUGUUCCCGGACGUCGAGGAGGAGUGCGCGGGGAAGCUCAACCCCGAGACGUGCGCGUCGCUCAAGACCGUGCUGCGCGGCAAGUUCAAAGGCACGCACGUCGAGUCAGCGCCGCUCUGCCAGUGGAUACCGCCCGUCUGCAAGAUCUUCGCGUACCUGGCGGAGAACUACCUCGUCGCGCCCGUGCCCCUGGCGCUGCGGUGGAGGCGAGGGUCGGCGUCGCCGGCGGGCGCGCCGGCCGCGCGCGCCGCGUCGAGCCCCGAGGACGAGCCGCCGAUCCCGACGCUGAAGAUCGACUGGCACGAGACGGGCGCGCCCGAGGCCUCGCCCGGGACCCUGGCGUCGAGCGCCGGGCCCGAGUUGGCGGUCGCGGGCGACGAGCUCCUCCGGAAGCUCCGGGCCGCCGUCGAGGAGCCGGGCGGCGCGGCGCCGGCCGCCGCCGGCGACCCCGCGGCGGACAAGGAGCCGCUGGAGAUCAAGGAGAUCAAGGAGCGGCCCGACGGGGGCGAGGCGCGGGCCCGCGUCGACGCGCUCCUCGCCGCGCACGCGCUCCUCGAGGGCGGGCCGCCCGACGCGCGGGAGAGCCAGGCGCCGAUCCCAGAGGGGGGCGCGGCGGACGGGGACGCGACCGGGUUUGCCGUGUCGUGUUCGGUCCAAUGCGACGGCGCGGCCUCCACGCUGGACGACGCGUUCGCCGUGCCGUCGAUGACCGCGGCGUGCCUCUUCGGCCUGGACCGGCUCGAGGACGAGGUCUCGCGCGCGAGGGUGGCCGAGGCGCGGCCCGCGGCGGCCAAGGAGGCCGCGCCCGUCGACGACGGCGACCUCGUCGUGCCCGAGAUGGGCGAGUGGGUCGAGUCCCUCGUCGGCGACCUCGACGCCCGCCUCGAGCCCACCGACGUCGAGCCGCUUGCCUCGGGGCCCGGGCGAGGCGCGACGGCGUCGCCGCAUUUGUCGCUCGCGUCGCUCGCGUCGCGCGGCAUCUCGAGGGCGAAAUUCGCCGCGCGGCGGGCCACGAGCCGCCGCACGCUCUGCAGCGACAGCUCCAAGACGACGGUGCGCGACUGCGCGGAGAUGCUCGCGCCCACGCUCGCGCGCGCGGUCGUCGCGAGGAGCCGCGAGCUGCGGCGCGCGGCGGCCGCGGCGACGUCGAGGACGACCGCGCGGCGCCUCGGCGAGCUCGACGCCCACCUCCUCGAGCGCUGGGGCUUCAACGGGUCGCGCCAGGUCUUCAUCGCCAACGUCGAGCGCGUCGUCGUGAAGCGGCUCGGCCGCGCGGCGCGCUGGCACGCGGAGCUCGAGGCGGCGGACGACGCGCGCGCCAAAGAGCGCGCGGCCGUCGCCUACCUCCGGGCGGAGAUGCUCUCGAAGAAGGAGCGGACGGUCAUGACGACCAUCGCGGAGCGGCUCCAGGGCGAGCUCGAGGCGCCCGAGGAGCCGCCGGGGGCCGCGCCGUACAUCGCCGCGUGGGCCGGCGUGCUCUGCGUCGUCCUCUACUGCUUCUACUACCUCCUCACGACGGGAUCCCAGUUCGGGCGGAAGAAGACCCGGCUCUGGCUCGAGGCCGUGACGUUUUCCCUCGUGCUCUACUUCGUCUUCAUCAAGCCCAUCGUCGUCCUCCUCAUCAGCGUCAUCAUGCCCAGCUUCGUGGCCUCCUCCGUCGACAAGGCCAGGAGCCCCCUCGACCACCCGCGCUACCCCUUCGAGACGCCGCUCCCCGAGAGCUCCGUCUUCUACCUCCUCCGCUGGCACCCCGAGCUCGCCGGCACGCGCCUCGCGGACCAUGUCGCGGCCGAGGCGACCGGCGCGCCGCGGAGCGCGCGCGACGGCCUCACGGACGCGCGCGUCGCCGAGAUCCACGGCGCGGCGAUCCCCCGGACCAGCGGCACGGCCGUCGUCCUCGCCCUCAUCGCGCUCCUCUUCGGGCUCCACGAGGACCUCCAGGACACGCUCAUCGAGGAGGUCUUCACGUUCCUGCCGCUCGCCUCGGGCUUCGUCGCGGAGCGCACGCCCGGGCUCGAAUCCGCCGGGGAGGACGUCGGCGCAGCCUUCGGUAUGGUCGUCGUCGGCGCGCUCGUGUACGUCGCCUGGAAGGCGUACCACGCGUGCGGGAAGGCGACGGCGCGGGCCGCGGUGGCGCUCCCGCGCCGGAAAAGCGACGCGGGCGGGCCCGCGUUCCGAUGGCCCGAGGACGAGGCGCCGGAAACCCCGAGGCCGGACGUCGCCGGCGAGGACGAGAAGUCGCCGGAGGACGCCGUCGCCCUCGUCCUCUUCGACGACGACGGCGGCGACGGCGAUCGCGUCGAGGCCGUGCGCCCGGACGACGACGAAGCGGCGGCGGAGCGACCGGACGACGCGGCCUCCGACGGGGAGUGUCUCGACGAAGAGAUCUUCCUCGAUGCCGACGUCCAGCGGGCGGACGAGGCCGGCGCCGCGGACGCGGAGGCGCGCGGGGCCGAGGCGGCGGCGCGGGACGACCACGAGGCGGGGGACGCGGCGGCGGAGCGACGGGAGGACGCGGCCUCCGACCGCGAGUCCCUCGACGAAGACAUCCUCCUCGACGUCGACGCUCGACGCGCGGAUGGGGCCGGUGCCGCGGACGCGGAGGCGCGCGGGGCCGAGGACGCGGCCGUCGAGAGCGCGGGCGACGCCAUCGAGAACGCCUUGCCGCCGCCGCCGCAGCCUGAGACGCUCUCGGACUACGUCUUCAGCGUGCAGGCGAAGCCGGAGGACGCGCCCGUGCCGUCCUACUCGGACGCCGCGUACGCCGCGGUCUUCGGUGCGGCCGCCGCGGCGCGGGACGACCACGACGCGGGGGACGCGGUGGCCGCCCGGCCCGGCGAGGCGCGCUCGCGCGCGCGCGGCCGGAGCGCGACCCAGGGCGAGGGCCGGAGCCGGAGUGGGAGCCGGUCGAAGAGCCGGAGUCGGAGCAGGAGCCGGAGGCCCGGCCGCCGCGUGAUGCACCGCGCCCCGUACGUCGUCAAGGCUAAGGGCGCCGUCGUCCGCGCCGGCGUCGCGCUCGACAGCGACAAAGUCCUGAGUCUCCCCGCCGGCACCGCCGUCGUCGUCGAGGUCGCCGAGCAGCUCCCCGACAAGAAGACGCGGUACCUCCUCGUCGAGCCCGUCGUCGGCUGGGUGUCGCGCGGGGCGGUGGCCAAGGCCCGCUGA